Molecule: messenger RNA, 187 nt
Organism: Funneliformis geosporum
Lineage: Eukaryota; Fungi; Glomeromycota; Glomeromycetes; Glomerales; Glomeraceae
Source: the annotation of a GenBank genome assembly
AUGUCAACUAUUUUCGAAGUUAUCGAUAGCCUUCCUCUUCCAAAAGAAGAAACGAAUAAACUACAAACUUAUCUUAUUAAACAUAACCAGGAGAGAGAGAUAUUACAUUCUGCACUCAUGAGUCCCUUAAAAACAGACGAAGCUAAACUUGAGUUAUUAAAAGAAUUUUUGAAGACUCUGUCUGCUG